Desarmillaria tabescens is the source of this 1047-nucleotide messenger RNA. RefSeq lists its product as uncharacterized. The coding region runs from base 1 to 1047 and encodes 348 amino acids. The record is from RefSeq and is a predicted model, not a curated record. The transcript has 7 exons. NCBI's taxonomy places the organism in Eukaryota, Fungi, Basidiomycota, Agaricomycetes, Agaricales, Physalacriaceae.
AUGCCACAGCCACAAACAAGGAAUAACAUCAUGCCAGGUCCCCGCUCCAAUCAACUCAGAGAAUCUGCAGUUUAUCUCUGGAUGGACCAGAUUGGCCCUCAGUUCGAGCAGGCUGUAUUGCGACAUCAAGUACAAAACUUCCUCUGUAACACGUAUCACACCUGGUUUGAUAUGUGGCCUGAAGACCCCCAAAACCGUCUCUCAGGCGAGUUUAGACUUGCUAGAUUCGAGAUGCGCAAGAUUCUACACGUUAUGGAUUUGGGAGAAUGUUGGGUCGUACAUGGUCUUAUACCCAAGCCAUACAGUGGUCACGAGUGGGAAAGCAUACUCGAUGAUUUAGUGGUCAUGGCGGAUCAGGCUUGGGGCCAGCGAUAUAUUAAUGCUCUCCGGGCACACCGGAUGAAGAGGAUGCGAUGUUACCCUUUCUCUCUGAGUAUUGGACCAGUUGCCAGCAAGGAGGUCAAGCCUUGGAAAGACAUGCGCCAACAUUUGUGGGAAGCUUGGAUGGCCAAGUUUCCUAUCAAUUUUAUUGCCUUGACCGGACGCUACUCUACCAAGGUGGAUGAGAGCGACUGUCAUCAGAGGAAGCUUCGGUGCAUUGAGGCAUAUCUCCUUCGAUUUGGUUCAUUCACCGGUGGCCACAGGUUGGAUAUUCUGUGCCAGGCUGCUAUUUUUGUAGAUGCACAGUCGCAGAGCAUGGAUUUGUCAUCUGAGGAGGUUCCACCACAACAAACGCAAAUCACCAUGCCUCCUAUCUUCAUCCCCUGUCAUAGCCCAUGUCUGUUAGCUCAUUGCUACACCCAAAAUUCCCCCUCGCACUCUCAUCGUCAGACCGAACACCCCAUCACUCCCUCACCGUCCCCCCCCAAGGCCGCGUUGCAUACAAGUGCCAUAUUCCAGACUCCGAAAACCCCCUUGCGCACGUAUGCUAACCAUGCACGUCACAGGGGCACCAAUCUGAAGUAUCCUGCUGAGGGCUCUCAGAUGUUCCUGUCAUACCCUGUCAGGAAAACCAAGAUUUCGUCGAUGCAUCCACGCGGUGGAUAA